Messenger RNA from Passer domesticus (house sparrow), 7994 nucleotides. It is a transcript of the gene SLITRK6, whose product is annotated as SLIT and NTRK like family member 6. Gene Ontology annotation, biological process: positive regulation of synapse assembly; axonogenesis; regulation of presynapse assembly. Gene Ontology annotation, cellular component: plasma membrane. The transcript has 2 exons. The record is from RefSeq and is a predicted model, not a curated record. Bases 580 to 3102 code for a protein of 840 amino acids. NCBI's taxonomy places the organism in Eukaryota, Metazoa, Chordata, Aves, Passeriformes, Passeridae. Gene Ontology annotation, molecular function: protein binding.
UGACAUUGGCAGAUUAAAGCUCUCUGGUGGGGAAGGGCUUAAAGGCUGAGUCAAAAGCCAAGAAGUCUCUUUAUUUACGCCUACCUCCCAGCCCCUGGCAAUCUGACUAAUAACAAACUGAGCUAACAAGAAAGACUAGAAAGAACAGAGAGAACACAGGAGCAGCUUGCAUCUAAAAAUCUGACAAACCAAGUGAUCAAGUCAAGCUCUGCUGAGCAUCUUGUUUGUUUACUGCAUCCAAAUGCUUGCAAACAGUUAACUAUAUGCAGAAAAGUCAGCCUAGCUGUGAAGUAUGCUGUGAAUUUUAAUUGAGGAAAAAGGACAACUGCUUACAGGAUGGUCUGACGUGCAUGGCUGCCUGAAAGAUUUUUUCAAUCGAAUGCUUUGUACUUUGUCUUCUGAACAAGGAUUUUAACUUCAUGGAGCUGUAGUAUUACUGGAGCUUGCAGCAAAGGAAACUCAGAAGGAAGUGUGCGUUUUUCAGAGGGAAAAAUUAUAUUACAUGGAAACAGCUGCUCCAACUGUGCAUUCCUGAGUGUACCAGGGAGUGUUGCUGCUGUACAGAAUCUGCUGGACAAGAUGAAGCUUUGGAUUUUUGUUCUGUGCUCAAUUGUGGUUGCAUCUGAUCCUUUCCAGUCACAGCCUUCUUUUUCUUCAGUCAGAGGAUCUUGUCAGAGUUUGUGUUCCUGUGAAGAAAAGGAUGACACCUUGAUUAUCAACUGUGACAAAAGAGACAUCAAGAUGAUCUCAGAAAUAAAUGUCCCACCAUCACGGCCUUUCCAUCUUAAUCUGUUAAACAAUGGUCUGAGUAUGUUACACGUGAAUGAUUUUGCUGGCCUUGUUAAUGCUAUUUCUCUGCAUCUUGGUUUUAACAAUAUAGCAGAUAUUGAGCCUGGGGCUUUCAAUGGUCUCAGCCUUCUUAAGCAACUUCAUAUCAAUCACAAUUCUUUGGAAACACUUAAAGAAGAUACAUUUAAUGGAUUGGAAAAUUUGGAGUUUCUUCAAGCAGACAACAAUUUCAUCACAGUGAUUGAAGCAAGUGCCUUUAGCAAGCUCAACAGGCUUAAAGUGCUUAUUUUGAAUGAUAAUGCCAUCGAGUAUCUUCCUCCAAACAUAUUUCGUUUUGUGCCAUUGACCCAUUUAGAUCUGCGUGGAAACCAGUUACAGACACUGCCCUAUGUUGGUUUUUUGGAACACAUUGGAAGAAUAUUAGACCUUCAGUUGGAAGACAACAAAUGGGCCUGUAACUGUGAUUUGUUGCAGCUGAAGAUAUGGCUAGAAAACAUGCCUCCUCAGUCCAUAAUAGGUGAUGUUGUAUGCAAUAGUCCUUCAGUUAUCAAAGGCAGCAUAUUAAGCCGGCUGAAAAAAGAAUCACUUUGUCCCACCCAUCCUGUUAAUGAACUUGAAGAUCCUUCAGGGUCACUGCCCUUGGUUGUGACCACCUCUAUCAAUGAUAAUCAUCUGUCAACUAAGGUGAUUCCUCUCAUGAAAGCUCCUACUAAAGAACCAAGUUUAGCUCUUCAUACUUCCAAGCCUACUACGUUUCCAGGAAUCUCUUGCCCUGUCCCUUGUCACUGCACCAGCCAUAUGCUCUCAGGAGUUCUUAUGCACUGCCAGGAGCGAAAUAUUGAAAGCUUGUCUGAUUUAGGACCCCCUCCUCCAAAUCCUAAAAAGCUUAUCCUAGCUGGAAACAUUAUCCAGACGCUAUUGAAAUCAGAUCUUGUGGACUAUGCCAGCCUGGAAAUGCUUCACCUGGGGAACAAUCGCAUUGAAAUCCUUGAGGAAGGUUCUUUUAUUAAUCUGACCAGACUACAGAAACUAUAUCUCAAUGGCAAUCAUCUUACAAAGCUAAGUCAAAAUCUCUUCCUUGGCCUUCAGCACCUUGAGUACUUGUACCUUGAAUAUAAUGCCAUCAAAGAAGUUUUGCCAGGGACAUUUAAUGUAAUGCCAAAACUGAAAGUUCUCUACCUAAAUAACAACCUUCUGCAGGCUUUGCCACCCCAUAUUUUUUCAGGUGUUCCCCUUACCAGACUAAAUCUGAAAACAAACCAAUUUGCUCAUUUGCCUGUGAGCAAUGUCUUGGAUGAACUGGAUAUGCUAGUACAAAUUGAACUUGAAGACAACCCUUGGGACUGUACUUGUGAUUCAGUUGGACUGCAAAAAUGGAUACAAAAAUUGAGUAAGAAUACCAUGAUGGGUGAUAUUUUUUGUAAAUCUCCCGGGCAUUUAGCAAAAAAAGAAUUGAAAUCCCUAAACAGUGAAGUCUUGUGUCCAGAUUUAAUAAACAGCCCCGCCCUACCAACCCAUGCCAGUUUUGUAGUUGUGACAACUUCUUCUCCUACUGCCAACACCGCAGACACCAUCCUGCGGUCCCUUACAGAUGCUGUCCCACUUUCUGUUCUAAUAUUAGGACUGCUCAUUGUGUUUAUAACUAUUGUAUUUUGUGCAGCAGGAAUAGUUGUUCUUGUCCUGCACCGGCGCCGGAGGUGCAAAAAGAAACAAGUGGAUGAACAAGUGAGGGAUAGCAGCCCUGUUCACCUUCAGUACAGCAUGUAUGGGCAUAAGACAACACACCACACCACGGAGCACCCAGCUGCGACUCUCUAUGAGCAACGAAUAGUUACCCCCAUGGUUCAGGUAUACCACAGCCCAUCCUUCAGUCCCAAGCACACCGAGCAGCAGCAGGAGGAGGGAAGUGAAAAGGAAGCUAAUGAUUCCAAAUACCUUCGCCGAAGUCUCCUGGAAAGAGAGAAUAGUUCCCCACUUACAGGUCCAAAUGUCAAAUACAAGACUACAGACCAAUCGGCUGAAUUUCUGUCUUUUCAGGAUGCUAGUUGUUUGUAUAGAAACAUUCUUGAAAAAGAGAGAGAGCUGCAGCAACUAGGGAUCACAGAAUACCUAAGAAAAAAUAUUGUGCAGCUCCAGCCUGACAUGGAAGUUCGUUAUCCUGGAACACAUGAAGAGUUGAAGUUAAUGGAGACACUCAUGUACUCCAGGCCAAGAAAGGUUUUUCUGGAACAAACUAAAAAUGAGUAUUUUGAGCUCAAGGCUAAUUUGCAUGCUGAACCUGACUAUCUGGAAGUCCUGGAGCAGCAAACGUGAAGUGAUAAUACAUUGGGCCAGGGCUGAAUUUCUGUGAUUUUGCUGUAAGGUGGAAUCAUUGUACAUAAAAGUGCCUUAUAAAAAUAUGUCAACAGUCAGAACUUAAGCACAGCAGUAAUCCUAGCAAAGAAAAACUCAGGGAUCACUGUGGGAAGCCAUGGGGUUGUGAGCCGGCAAUAUGUCACACCCCACGUAAAGCAAGAAUUUAGUGUGAUUGAACUGUGGGAGGAAGAUUGCUUAAUGCACUAUUCCUCAUCAUUUUGAAAAGGUGUGUAUGCCAUUCUCUGUUCUCUUCUCUGUUUGCCAGCCUGUGGAAAAAAAAGUUCAUUAUCUUUACCUUUUCUUUUUUUCCCUCCAUUUAAUUAGAUUACUUAAAAAAAAACCCAAAAAGAUCAAAAAAAAAGAAAACUCCAACACCUGUGUUUAUAUUUAUAACCUUAGAGUGUAUAUGUUAGGUUAGUACAUGCACUGCAUACACGGCCACUGUCUACAACUACACCUUACAUACCUUUAUAAUAAAUAUGAAAGGAGUUGAAAAGUUGUCAUACUACAUGCCAGUUAAAAAGGAAAACGGAUAAAAUACUUUUGUGUAUUCACCCAGAGCCUGCAAAUAUUUAAGUAUUCUACACAGAACUUUGUGUGAAUUCUGUAUCAAUAUGUGGAAGGAAAAAUAUGUAUCUAUGUUUACCCAACAUCUUCAACAAAGAAAACUGCAAGCCUUUUGCUACUUUCCCUAUCUGAUAGCUUUACCUAAGUUUGGACAAUCUUUUCUCAAGCUGCUGCUAUAAGAUAUUGUGCAUCACUGGUGUUUUGACUCAUAAUCCUGGGUAAUUUGAAAAGCUACUGAGAAUCAGCUGUAAAUAUGUUACUGUGUUUAAUAAGUUUGAUUUAUAUAUAUAUAUAUAUAUACAUAUGUAUAUAAAUAACUUCUGUGCUGGCUUUAAAUAUUCUUGAAGGAAAUGAGUUUGCUGUGGCUAGGAAUUUCCAAGUGCAUAUACAGGUCCUUUUCCACCCUAACCAAAAGCAACACUCAGACAGAAUAACUGCAAAAACACACACAUGAGGAAGAAUAAUAGUAUUUAGCUAUUUGUACAAAAAUAUAUUUUCUGAAAUUAGAAGAAAAUAAAGUGUUGUGGGAAAAAUAGGUUACAGACACAUAGAACACUGCAGGUUUAUUUUUGCAAUGAAUUCUCGCUAGAUUUAUAUUUACUAUUUAUUCUGUAUAAUUUUGUAUUUUUUUCUUUCCAACUCACAAGAAAAGAAAAAGCUUAUUCCUGGCUAAUUUUCAAUCUAAUCAAGGAACUGCUCUCUAUUAAUGAAAAAUAAAUAAAGAGUUUUUUAAAUGUCUUUUUCUUAAAGGUCACUUUUUAAAGAAGGCAGCAACUUCUGCAUGCACAAGUUUAAAACUACUUGGGAAUUAAACACAAUGAUUCUCACUCUUGCCAUGUGGACAGAAGCAACUUAUCCUGAGUUCGCUAAGGUCAUUCAAUUUCUGUGCAUGACUGAUGUGGUGCCAAAACACAAUUUCUGACCUGCAUUUAUCUUCCUCCAAGCAAAUAUUUUGUAAACUGACUAUGCAUGAGGUUUUUGGGUUUUUUUUCUAAUUCCUAUUUGUACAGUGAAAAAUCAGUUUAAUUACUACAUGUAUAGAUAUGUAUGACAAAUUUAGCAUUGAAAUCUUGUUAAACACAAAGUAAAAAGAUAUAUUCUUUAGUUCAAAGUACUGUCCAUGUCUUAACUAUUUGUAUAUACAAAUUAGAGUUCUUCAUAUUCUUCUACAUAAGUUUUUGACAGAAAAAUUUCCUAUAUUACAUAUGAAAGUCAGAUUCUCAGUUCUUUCAAAGUUGCAUAGACAUAACAACUUUUAUGGUGCUAUACUAAUUUCUGCAGUCUGAGGAUCUGACCAUCUUUUGUCUCUGUUAACAAAUCAACUUCCUUAUUAAUAUUUUUGAGGUGUAACCAGUUUGUUAUGGAAGUAAAACUUGGUUUUCAUAAAUCAAAAUUUCAGUUAUUACAGAAGAAGUAUUAUUCCUUCUUUCUAUAUCUGAGAAUAAUUUAAUCAGAAAACCUGUCUAUUUUGGAAGAUUAUAAAGAGUAAAUGUAGCGACAACAUAUUUAUUUCAUUGCUGUCUUUAUUCCAAACUAUGAAAGACAAUAUUGACUAUUGCUUGUGCAGGUAAGAGUGAGAAAAAAGGGAAAAUGUACUUGCAUUAAAUUAGUUUUAUGAUGUUAUUUUAGAUGUACUUGCAUAUUCAAGCGCAUGUAAAUGUGCUUUAUGAACAUGCCAUAGAACCUAUGGAAACUCAUGCCUGGAUCUGGAGGAGCAACUGGGGGACAGAUGGGAUGGCUUAGAGCAUCAAAAUGACCCUAGAUAUUUCCAUUUAAAGAAUUUAGUUCCACACAGGAAAAAAAUUCAAAUAAAGUUAUUAUAUAGAAUAUUUAAAUGCAGUUAAAAACUGAAUUUAUUUAAUAGAAAAAGAAAGCUUUGACUGCUGAAUCAGACCCAUUAAAUUGUUUUUUCAGAUUCUCAGAGAUCUCAAAUUAGUGUAAGGGAAAAAAAUCAGAAUACGAAUAUACAUGGUACUUGAAAACAGAGUUUAUUAUUUCAGUGUCAAUGAUUUCAGUAGUUAUUUCCAAAAAGAAAAAGUGUGUAAAAAUAACACCUUGCAAUUGGCAAGACAAGGGGAAAUGGUGAUUCAAGCCCUCCGGCUCAAAUUUAAGAGAAAUAGCUUCGAACUAAAGACAAUUGCCACAUGCACAGAUGUCACUUUGCUUAGUUGCUAACAGUUACUUGGCAGAAUGUUGAGGACAACAGUGUGGCAAACAUUCUUUUUCCUUGCAGCCUCAGAGCAUCAGAAGGAAGAGUGAGCUAAAUUAGUGUCAAAGGAAGUCAGUGACACAGCUGUAUCGGAGCCUCGCUCAGCAGGAUUAAAGAGACCUUUACCAUUUAGCUUUCCUUCAGAAGGGAGAGUCAUGCCUUUCACUUUAUAAGGACAACUGUGCUCUGUGGUAGUCUCUAUAACACCACAAGUGGUUUGGCAGUAUCCAGAAAUCUCCAGGAUGUGUCUUGCUGUCCACUUUCCCAUCAUCACAUUGCCUACUGGGCUGCCAUGUAGUGAGCUUUUAUAAUGAGAAGAGAGGGGUCUGCCUUACAUUCAGAUAGUGAUUUUUCAACUAUGAGGAAAAUUUACAUUGCCAAAACAAAAAAGAACAAAGGUUUGACCUUAUAGGAUCAUUCUUCAGCUAAAGAAAAUCAUUGUCUGCAUAUAAAAAUAAAAUCAUGACAAAAGAUAGGCAUCACAUAAAAAAGAAGGGUGUGAUAUUCAUUUCUAGAAGUUCCUUGGAAUAUUCUAACAACUGGAAACGUGUCAUUAACGUUAUUGAUGUUUGCAGAAAGCUGGGAAUGGUAUUCAUAAAUUUUCUUGUUAAAACCCUAUUGUCAUUUUUUUUUUUUUCAGUGACAGGUACAGUUAAGUGACUUGAUAUAUUUUUACUUAGCUAGAAUAAUGGAGGUUGGAAGGCAAAGCAUGUUUGACAGUGUGCAACAAAGUGGAUCCAUUUUUUUCCUGUCAGCAUGAGAGUUUAAUUGAGUGCGAGAGCAGUGCUUCGUCAAACACACUGGUGUAAGUGGCAGCUAUGAUGUUGUUGCUAGGGUACAUCAAGGUAACCAACACUGCCAUUUUUCACCUCACAUUUGAUUGAAGAAAAUAAGUAACACCACAGACCUGUUCCCUAAAUAAACAUAUUAAAACAAUUAAUUACACUGUUUUGUUUUCAACUGUUCUUAUCUUUUAAACUUCAAAGAAGACGAUUGUAUUUAUCUUUCUUUUUCUUCCUGCUACAGGUAAUUUCCCACAAACUUUUAGCACUGGUAGUUGAUUAUAUUGUCUGCAGUGAUACCUCUCCAAGAUUUUUAAAAGAAAUAAAACACAACCCCACAUUUAAAAAACCCUGUCCAACUAAGACUAUAAGUGUAUACAUCAAUUAGGACAUUUGCCUAUUCAGAAAUGGUCCUGUAUUUUUACACAUUCUUUUCCAUUUGAAUGACAGAUCAACCUUUCCAUCAUCUAUUCCAGACUGAAAACUAGUUUGUACUUAUUUUCUGUGAUGUGUCAAACCUAUCAAAUUUUAAUGUAAUCCUUUUUAACUUGCAGUCAUUGUUUCUCUGAUUGGAAACUGAGGAUCAAUUUUCAGCUCCUCUUUGCAUGACAAAAAUGUUCUCUGUAUGACUCCAAAUGGAAGAUGUUUGCCAUGUACCACUUACUUACAUACAAAGAGAUUACUAAUUGUAUAGUGUGCUAAACUGAAGAAAUAGGUUUGACCAGGAUGGGAAACCACACCAUCUCAGAAAGAUUAAUUUAUUGUGUGUAAAUAAAAAAUAAUAGUUAUCACAAAUAGGACAUUAUUUCACAGGAUAAAGUAAUAGCGGUAAGAGGAAAAAAUAGAGACUGGAUCUCAAAGUCACCACCAGAUGGAAUUCUGGACUAUCGUUCUGAGGAUGUCAAUGUCUACAGCAAUACACUUUAUCAGUCACACCAAAACAAUGUGCAAGUUUCAUGUAUAUGUACUGAAAUCAUCCUGAGAUUGAAGACCAAUCAAACACUUAAUUCAAAAGAUCAGAAACUUUCUUAAGACUGGCACGUUUGUCUUCUAUUGUACUCCUUAACACAGAAUAUCUGCAUUUCCAUUAAUGAAUUUCAGGCUCAGCCGUAGACUGCCCUCUGGCAUUACAAUCUGUUGCAAUUGAAAUCUACUCCUUCGAGAGUUCUUUCAUUGUAUACAUUGCCUUCAGUGGUGAGUUCCUCUGAGGCCUGAUGAUUGGUGCACCACUGGGGAUUUGAGACAGGGAAGAUAAUCUUGUGGUUAUAAGUAAAAAUCUUUCUUUUUUUCAA